AGACAGAGUAGGGGGCUUGUUAGUUAACUUAGUUAAUUAGUAUAGCUAUUAGUUAGCAUUAAAUAACAUAAGAGCGUGCCAUUGUUUUUUUCAGUUAAUCUUGUUUUUUUAUCUUUAUAGUUGGUCAUUUUCCCCUUAGCGAUUUUUCUUUAAUUGAAGAGAUUGAAAGAACGGAGUCAUUAAAAAGCAAGCAAAUAUAACUCAAAAUAUUGAUUUUGUUGAGUACAAUUUUAUAAAGUUAAGUGUAACAUGUUGAAGCCCACGAGUAAUAAUAACACAGUAGAGCUGCAAGACCUUUUGGACAGUGACGACGAAUUACCAACCAAUUAUAAUGAGGAGCCAGACAUACCUGCCUAUCUUGAUGACCAGCGGUUUGAUGCAAUACAAUUUAACUGGAUAAAUAAGAACAAAACCAGAAGUAUUCCCGUCAAACCACCAGUCACUCCUGUCAAGCCAUCAUUCACUGCCGUCAAGCCGUUGGUCGCGCCAGUCAAGGCUGUCACUCCAAUCAGAUCAUUGCCGACUUUGGUCACUCCUGCUUCCAUCCAACACUGCUCCAACACCCACCAACAGGAACACUUGCCACCACCUAGCAAACACUGCAGCAAUAAAAACUUGAUCAAAAAGGGGAUUCUAAAUGAAGAGGACAUCUUGUGUAUGAAGAGUGUUGCCGCUCAAACCACUGACGAUGAAGCAUUGUUGUGGUUCAUUGACUUCCUCAUGCACAAAGACUUGCAGGCUGAUUAUAGAUUUUUGAAAAGUUGCCUUGUUGUUCACCAAGUAAACUAUGGUAGAUCUAAAACACAGUACUCACAAAUAUAUUUUCCUAAAAGUUUGAACAAUUGCUUUGAGUUAGUUGUAAAAUAAGCUUUUGAUAUCAUAUUUCCAUUUCCAAUGUUUAUGCGAAUAUUGCUAGUUAUGUAUGAUAUUGAUAUUAUAAAAUUAAUUUAAGUGCAAAUAAACAUUAUUUAAAACUUU
Molecule: messenger RNA, 978 nt
Organism: Cydia fagiglandana
Lineage: Eukaryota; Metazoa; Arthropoda; Insecta; Lepidoptera; Tortricidae
Exons: 2
Coding region: 250-867 (205 amino acids)
Source: RefSeq, a predicted model, not a curated record